Messenger RNA from Marasmius oreades (fairy-ring Marasmius), 717 nucleotides. RefSeq lists its product as uncharacterized. Bases 1 to 717 code for a protein of 238 amino acids. NCBI's taxonomy places the organism in Eukaryota, Fungi, Basidiomycota, Agaricomycetes, Agaricales, Marasmiaceae. The record is from RefSeq and is a predicted model, not a curated record. The transcript has a single exon.
AUGGCACAUGUAACUCCAGCGGAUAUUCCUCUUCCUGCGUUCGUCGACCCUCUUCUCGAUUAUAUUUCUGAAUCUUUACCUGGCCCAGUCUAUUCUUUCAUCGUCGCCUUCGCCUCCCGUUGUUUGGCAGUCAUUUCCGCCCUUUUGACACUCUUCGGCGCUAUACUUCAAACUCACCCAUCCGAAUGGAGUGCGCAAACUCUCCUCCCUCCUCUUAUCGCUUUCCUUGCUGCAUAUUUUGCCCUCGUCAGUCUUUAUCGUACAACAUCAUGGAUGCUGCGAACCAGCAUCUGGUUCAUCAAAUGGGGUACCAUAUUGGGGAUAUUCGUCGGAGGGGCUGGCUGGUUGAUGGGUGCUGGUAAUACUGUGGGAGCCCCUGCAGUCGCAUCUGUCCUUGGGGGUUUUGUUUUGGAUAUGAUAAACGGUGAAGGAGGUGCCAGAGGAAAUUCCCGUUCAACGCGAGGCAGAGCGAGCAGUAAGACUCGUACGAGACCCAAGGCACGGGAUAAAUUCCAGAAACAUAGGGAAUGGCAAUACGAAGAAUCGUCCGCACCGCAGGAGGUAGAUGUACAGGCAGUGCUCGAAGAUAUACUCGGUACCGCUCGAAACAGUGGAUUUUGGAAUGCCAUGAAGAGUGCUGUACAAGGAUUUCAGGGGGGUGAGGAGGAAACCAGGAGUAGAAAAGAUGCAAAAGCCGGUGGGACUACUUCGCGUUAA